AUGCUACGUAUUGCGCAUAAGACUACAUUUGGUCUCAGAUUCUUAACAACCGAAAGAAAAUCCGUUUCGGUUGUGGGCUCUGGCCCAUCUGGGUUCUACACGGUUUGUAGACUGUUAGCGAAAGCCCAAAUUCCAUUAGAUGUUACAUUGUGGGAAAAGUUACCAGUGCCAUUCGGACUCAGCCGGUAUGGUGUAGCUCCCGACCACCCCGAAGUAAAGAACUGUGAGGAUACGUUCAGUCGAUGUGCCGAAGAAUUCGCACACGGUACAGGCAAAGGUCACAGUUUUCGAUUUGUGGGAAAUGUUGAUGUAGGAAGAGAUGUGAAACUGAAGAAACUGCUAGAAACCCAAGAUGCCGUUGUGUUAAGCUACGGCUGCAGUGGCGACCACAAGCUUGGAAUUCCUGGUGAGAAUACUACCGCUGGGGUGUUCACCAGUCGAGAAAUAGUUAACUGGUAUAACGGGCAUCCCGAAUAUUCUGGCGUUAAAGAUAAGCUCAGCUCUUUCGACUGGUCUAAAGUUCGUCGAGUUGGUAUUAUAGGUAACGGUAACGUCGCUCUAGAUAUUACUCGCGUCCUGUUGAGUAAUCAAAUCAAAGAUAUAUGGACUCACACCGACAUUAAUCCGGAAGCACUCAAGGCACUAAAUGAGGCGCCAGUUGAAAAUGUAAAGCUUAUAGCGCGCCGAGAUUUUUCUCACAGCAAGUUUACCAAUAAAGAAUUCCGCGAGUUGUGGGAACUCGAAAGGUUUGGUAUCAGAGGUACAAUAAGUCCUGAGUUCUUUAAAGCGAGCCAAUUUGACAUGAAGAAUGCAGAAAGAGUUUUUAAGCGUCGAGUUGAAAUGGUUUCCGAGUACAUGCUGCCAUUUGAUCAAAGGACAAAGAAGAAUUACAAAAAGCAUAGACCGCCUUCAACCAUCCCGUCAAGAACCUGGGAAAUGGACUAUUUAAAGACACCUUUAACUAUUAACGGGAAUUCAGAAGGCAAACUUGAAUCUCUAACUUUGUGUCGCAAUAUUUUGACUCAAGAUAACAAAUUAGAGCAGCGCAAAAGUGACACUUUGAACUAUGACCUAGAUUUGCUGAUCACCUCAUUGGGAUAUGGAAGUAGUGCCUUGGAAGAGUUUGAUGCACUCCAGAUUGGGUUUGCUACGAAUCGUAUUGCGAACACAAAUGGCUACGUUUUGGACACCAAUGGUGUUAUUGUGCGGGGGUUAUUUGCUGCGGGCUGGAUUCGCAGAGGCAGCAGUGGCGUUAUCGCUUCUACAAUGUCGGACGCUUUCGAAGUCGCCGAUGCGGUUAUCGCAGAGCUGGAAUCGGGUAGUUUACCGAAAAACAAAGACGUCGAUCUAUCUAGAAUUAAUUAUACUACGUGGGACGACUGGGAAAAGAUCGACAAAGAAGAGAGAAGUAGGGGCCAAUUACAGGGUAAGCCAAGGGUAAAAUUCCUAUCUACCCACGAAAUGUUACAGUUUUUGAGAAAGUGA
This is a messenger RNA of Lachancea nothofagi CBS 11611, 1485 nucleotides long. The record is from the annotation of a GenBank genome assembly. Lineage: Eukaryota; Fungi; Ascomycota; Saccharomycetes; Saccharomycetales; Saccharomycetaceae.